Messenger RNA from Penaeus vannamei (Pacific white shrimp), 1356 nucleotides. RefSeq lists its product as uncharacterized. The record is from RefSeq and is a predicted model, not a curated record. Gene Ontology annotation, cellular component: nucleus. Lineage: Eukaryota; Metazoa; Arthropoda; Malacostraca; Decapoda; Penaeidae. Gene Ontology annotation, biological process: axon development; sensory organ development; positive regulation of transcription by RNA polymerase II. Gene Ontology annotation, molecular function: DNA-binding transcription factor activity, RNA polymerase II-specific; E-box binding; protein dimerization activity.
AAGUGUGUCCUCCGCGACGCCGGGUCGAGAGCGCCAUGGAAGCCUGAGAAGGCGAAGGAGGAGCGAGAGAGAGAGAAGGCCGUCGCACUCCCCCGCCCCCGUCGGUGUCGCCCUCGGACGCGAGCGAACGGGCGGCGACGUCGGCGCAGGAUGGGCAGGACUCGCUCCCGGGGACUCCGAUGGGGAGGACGCUCGGCCCUCGAGGCUCUGCGCGGCGGCGGCGACGGCGGCGCCCGGGGCUGGCGGCGCCUGUGAACUGUGUGUAGUGAUGUGAGUGGCUCCCGCGAUGGAGGAUUAUUUCUACCUGGAGGAGGCGGCCUACCCCAGCGCGGCCUACCGCGGCACGAAGGCCGACUUCGAGGACGUCCAGCCGGGCGCCAGGCAGGACGCCGUGGGCAGCGGGGGCGCGGCAGCCCCGGGGGACGCCGAGGGCUACGAGCUCACUCUGCUCGAGUCCCCGUGCGUCUACGACGUGGCUCAGUACCCCGGCUACCCCGGCGGGGCCGGCGACGCCCCCUACGCCGGCUCGCCGCACUUCGCCCCGCACUUCAACCAGGGCUGCGACUUCAACGCGGCCCUCGGUAAGAAUCCGGCGCCCCUCCCGACGAAGGACCUCGGCCUGAACCUCCUGCAGGAGCCGGCGCCGCACGCUGCCCCGGAGAGAGAGAAGGUCCCGCCGCACAGGACCUUCGUGCGACCGCAGCGCCGCAGGAGGCACCGGCCCCUCGGCAAGGAGAUCGUGCGCACUCGCAGGGUCGCCGCCAACGCCCGCGAGCGGCGCCGCAUGCACGGCCUCAACGACGCCUUCGACCGCCUGCGGGAGGUGAUCCCUUGCCUCGGCAGCGACAGGAAGCUCUCCAAGUUCGAGACGCUGCAGAUGGCGCAGACGUACAUCGCGGCGCUGCAGGAGCUGCUCAAGACGUCGGGGGCGGCGAGGUGACGCGGCCAAGGAGCGCGGGCGAAGGGGAAGGCGCCGCGAGUGUUGUGCAAGGACUCAGGGGGCGUGAAUGGCCAGUGGAAGGACCUCAGAAGGACUCUCGAUCCUCUCGAUCUUGGAAAGGGUGAAGCAAAAGGACUCGACGCGCGUCCGCCUUGGAGUCCCUCGCCGGAAAAGGACGAAUCCGCGCCCGAGUGGAGGUCUGGCGGCGAAGUGCGGAGCGAAAGAGGAUUGUGAAAGCUUUAACUAAUAUUAUCGUUGAUUUUAUAGCUCGUUAAGGACUGAGACAGUACACGAAAAUGGAUCUUUACGAUUUUGUUUUUAAGUUUAUUCUUUCUUGGGAUAGUUUUCUUUUCUCGAAGGUGGCUUUAACAGCUUCAAUGUGUCAUGCUUAUUGAAGUGACUGGUGCCCACGUGUC